This is a messenger RNA of Actinia tenebrosa (Australian red waratah sea anemone), 3088 nucleotides long. RefSeq lists its product as uncharacterized. The record is from RefSeq and is a predicted model, not a curated record. Lineage: Eukaryota; Metazoa; Cnidaria; Anthozoa; Actiniaria; Actiniidae.
AGAACAAACUGCAUCAAAAGCGAGUCAUGCAGCGAGUCAUAUUAUUACUGAUGCACAUUUGCAUUGUUCACGCAUGUGAAAAGUACAGCUUUGUCAAAGAACAAGAUGUAGAAUUCAAAGACCACGUGAUAACAACCAUGACCACGCAAUUUGUCGAGCUGUGCUGGGAUAAAUGUGUAUGGAUCAUGAAUUGCUUCUCCAUCAAUGCUCGUGUCAACAGUUUUGGAAUGUUUGAAUGUGAUCUGAACAACUCCAGCAAGAAAGCGAGUCCAGGGAGCCUGGUACCAACACAGGGAUCCCAGUACCACCAGAUGAGGGUUACGAAAGAAUGUGACCUAAAUGGAUGCACAAUUAUCAAGGAAGAUUUGGGUGGCGGAUGGUAUCGCAUUAAUGAUGCUGCUGUGAAGAUAAUCCAUGAAAACAAAACCUGGAUCGAUGCACGAGCCCACUGUCAGUCCCUUGGAGCUGAUCUGGCUUCUAUAAAAACAAAUUAUGAAAAUCUCUUUAUUAUUGAUAUGUUUUCGAAAAGUAUGACGUCAAAAGGCAAUAACAUAGCACUACCAGGGAAUGAUUUACCAGACUUGUUGAAAUACUGGGCACUUGAAGGAACCGAUGGAGACGUCGUGUUGAAGGGAACCCCUACCCCAAGGUACGACGUGGUCGAUGGAGAAAAAGCACUUUACUUUCCUGGACUCAAAGGCUAUGCAGAAGUCCCGGCAGUCGUGAUGAAUCCCGAGGGAUACACGUUCAUGUUGUGGUUCAAGCCUGGUAAAAACAGUACAAAUAACGCAGAAAAUGUAUACAGUGAUUGGGCUAUUCCGAAGUGUUUCCGCUUAACCCUAUCUAGGAACCAUAACUCUCUACUUUUUGAAAUAUACAAACAGGAGGACGGGAGUGCUAUGACAUCGUAUUAUGCAAGUAUUGACAUGAAUGGUUGGAACCACAUUGCUGUAACAUGGAAAAAGGCACAAGCAACGAUCAGGAUUGUGUUAAACGGGACACAGGAUUCCACGAAGACGUUUAUACCUAUCCCACCAACAACCCACACAACCUAUCACUUUGGGGUUUUGGGGACCGCUUUGCCUCACGUCUAUUCUAACAAAGCAUUGGUUGGUCACGUGAGACAUUUAAUGGUCUUCAAUAACAGUAUGACUGAUCAGGAGAUACAAGAAGCCAUGAAUUAUGAACAACAAGGUAGUUUUUGGAUUGGUCUCAAUGCCCUGAAUGAUAGCAGCACCUUCAAGUGGAGUGAUGGGACAAGCACCAAAAACAUGGCGUUGCCUUAUUUUCUAGAAGCUCCUCCCUCUUAUGGUCCAAGAUGUGUUGCAGUGAAGAAGAACGGGAAGUGGUUUGACAAUUACUGCACACGAUUAAGUUACUUUGUUUGUGGCAAACCAUUCCCUUAAGGUGACUGUGACAACAUACUUGAGCACAAAAACCGCUGACUGAAAUGCCAUAGUAACCUUUCAUUUUUUUCGAAAUGCAUGCUUAUGAAUUCGCUGCAAAGAGAGCAGAACCCUCGAAUUUUGCACCAGUGCACAUCGUAAUUUCAUAAACCUUUUUACUAAGUCUCAAGUAAUCCGCCUGGAAUUUAUUUAACAGAUAAAAGAUCCUUUUUCUGUGCUCUGUUUAGCAAUACAGCACGCAGGAAUUGACGUAAGCACGAAAGGAGUGUGAAGAGAAGCACGAACCGAAGGCGAGCACUUCUGACACUUCUCGAGUGCUUUUGGCGUUGUACUACUGGACGUGUCACAGAAAAAGCUGGGUUUUUUUCUGUUUUAUUUACAAUAGAAACAAAAGAUUGUAGUUAAUGCUGUUUUCUAACACUGCUUUACAAAGUGUCCUGUGCGCGCAAGGUUUGCUAAUCUAUAUUUAACAAUUAUUCACACUCUCAUCAGUUAGUCAGAAAAGCAGGUGUGGCUCAUUUGGUUAGUGCGCGGACUUUGGGGCAAGUAGCUUCAGCUUUCAAUACUCUUAAAUCAGUGAGAGCACUGAUGGAGAGAGAGGAAGACCAGCUACUAAGGCCUAUGCCUUGUCGUUUGCGCUCUAAACAAGUAAAAUAUGCAAAUAUGGACACGACUUCUGAACUUCAUCGAUUUAUGCGAAGAUUUCCGAUCCACACACGCAACAGUAAUGAAUUGAAUUAUUAAUGCAUUUGUCAAGAGAACUGACUAUAUAUACUAUAUAUAAACUAUAUAUGUAAUUACUCGGGCUUCUUUGCGAAGGAAGGUCCGAGUUAUAAAACGCCCGUUAUUAUUCGUCGUAUUUUCCAUGUUCGUCUACAAAAAGCAGGCAUGCGCACUUAACGCCAGUUAGGGACGCCUGGGACAUAUGAUGAGAGAACACCUUACGAGCCAACCUCGUUCCCAGGGCCCUCUCACGCAGACGAGAGAAGACCCUGGCGUUGGCUGGUCAAAUAAAGGUUUUGAUUGGUUUACUUGAUCCUCGAAAUUUUGAUUGGUUGUUGCUUUGUUAUGAUGUUUUGGCGCGCCAUGCCACAUACGCCUGAGCGAGAAAUAUAAUGACAGAUUUAAACAAGAUGUAGGCAAGACUGGAAGUAAUAAUACGAAAACAGCGGCUACGGCCGCUGAAAAUCUCAGAAAAGCUUGUUAUUUAAACGUAAAUUUGUUAUCUAAAUGUGAUUUCGUAUGUACAAAUGUGAUGGAGGGAGGAGAAACGUCAAAGAAAUUUAACUACCGACAGGAAGAAAAAAUAUCAUCAUCCAUAUCAUACCAAUUAUCUUAUAAAUCUUAUCCAAACUUUGACCUUACGAAGGACUCAACUGCUGAAUUUCCACACGGCUUUGCUGAUAAACAAAGAAAAAGAACUACUAAAUACGUAAGCGAAGGCGUAAACACACCGGUAUGUGACUCACAAUGUGCUGUAAUGCUUUCUUAAUCGUUUCGAAAAUAUAUGUUUUAUCUUAUUGGUUCUUAUUACAAUGUUUUUUACGCUGAAAAGUCAUUAUUUUGCUAUCUUGAUGAUGAUUACUAGUUUAUGUAAUUAUUAACCUCAGUAUUUUAUACAUUGACGUUUAUAUUCACAAUGGUAAUAUUUCAUCGUUUAGUGACUGUGAUAUCUUAGAGAA